This is a messenger RNA of Emiliania huxleyi CCMP1516, 552 nucleotides long. RefSeq lists its product as hypothetical. NCBI's taxonomy places the organism in Eukaryota, Haptophyta, Isochrysidales, Noelaerhabdaceae. The transcript is spliced from 5 exons. The annotation marks the transcript as partial. The record is from RefSeq and is a predicted model, not a curated record. Gene Ontology annotation, molecular function: protein binding; mRNA binding.
AUGGCGGACCUCAACUGGCGCCCUCCCGGCUGGUCGGCCAAGCCGUCAACGCCGCGCUACCUCCUCAUCACCAAGGAGGGCGCCUCCACCGGUCACCUCACCAUCUCCGACCGCGCGCUCCUCUUCGGCCGCCGGGUGCCGAACGAGCCCGAGCGCGGCACGGUGCGGCUCGACCACGACUCGAUCUCGCGCCAGCACGCGGCCGUCGUCCACUCCUUUCAGGGCGAGACCUUCGCCGUCGACCUCGGCUCGCGCUUCGGCACGACGCUCGACGGCGAGAAGAUGCCGGCCAACAAGUACACGCCGCUCCGCGAGGGCGCCACGCUCAUCUUUGGCGCCUCCUCCCGCAGCUACACACUCACCGCCACGCCGCCGGCCGCCGCCGCCGCCAAGCCGCGGGCCGCCGCCGCCUCCGCCGCCUCCUCCGCCUCCGCCUCCGCCGCCUCCUCCUCCUCCGCCUCCGCCUCCGCCGCGCCCGCCUCGACCUCCUCCUCUGUCGCUCGAAAGCCAUGCCCGCCGGCGGCGGUUGCGGCGGCGGCAGCGGCGGACGAC